Messenger RNA from Linum tenue, 505 nucleotides. The record is from the annotation of a GenBank genome assembly. NCBI's taxonomy places the organism in Eukaryota, Viridiplantae, Streptophyta, Magnoliopsida, Malpighiales, Linaceae.
CAGGCAUUGCUGUAUAGGCUGUCCGGUGAUUAUAAUCCAGUGCAUUCCGAUCCUGCCAUUGCUAAAGUCGCAGCAUCGCAGGGUCCUAUAUUGCACGGACUGUGCACUCUUGGAUUCGCAGUCCGUGCAGUCAUCAAAUGCACCGGUAGAGGAGACGCGAAUGCAGUGAAGAACAUCCUGGGAAGGUUCCUCUUACACAUUUACCCUGGCGAGACUCUGAUCUCCGAAAUGUGGCUUCAAGGCUCGAGGGUCCUUUACCAGGCAAAAGUCAAAGAAAGAGAUCGGACCGUGCUGGCUGGCUAUGUCGAUCUUCGUCAUAUACCUUCAGCUCUGUAAACCCUCUUUUUGAAUAACAGCUCUGUCAACCCAGUGGGCGAAAAAUGUCUGAAAACAAUUGUUCUGGGGAGAAGAUCGUUAAUUGCCCUUUUAGCAGUGGGGAAAUGACAUUCGUGCAGAAGCUUGCAAUACUGUAUGCUUAUAAGUUAUGUUGGUAGAGUGAUUGUGG